GAGAAUAAAUAUUUGCUUGUAACAUAUACCUGGUAACAAAUUUUUCAAAUGAAAAAAUUCGAAUUUGUAAAAUUCACCACCGCCAUCCGAGAGAACUCCAGAACAAAGAACCUCUCUCUCUCUCUCUGCAAUUUUCUGUUUUACCAAACCCCAACUUCGAUCAUUUCCCUUCUGGUAAUCGGCUCCAAUGAGGAUUGCCUCAAUUUCUGCUCUUCUGCAACCGGCCGCGGUUUUCCCGUUCUCUCCUUCCACCGCCUCAGCCUUGCGGCGGAGCUACAUAACCUACUCCUCGGCCAUUCCCGCCUCCGCUCGUCACCACCAGCACAGAUUGGACCCCGCUUCCAGGAGACUCCAGCAGCAGAAUAACAACAUCCGCAAGGCUCGCGAGACCGUCAAGGAAUUCUCCUCUCUUGUUCCGGUUCUCUCUCACGAAGACAAGUGGAAUCCGUCUCGGGACCAAGCAGUGGGAACGGUACUGGCUUCGCAGGCGAACUUCAUGCGCGUUGUAGUGCAAUCUCUGCCUCCGGAAGCGCGUGGUGUUUCGGGAGCUAGUGGAGAUUCCGGUGGCACUCCAGGAGUUGGAGUGGAACUGCUGUGCGUGGUGAAGGCGCUGUUGAAGAAGAUCAAGAGGAAAGUGAUGGUUGGGGACAAGGUGCUCGUAGGCUCCAUUGAUUGGAUCGAUCGUCGAGGGAUGAUAGAGAAUGUGUUUCAGAGGAAGUGCGAGAUUUCGGACCCUCCCGUGGCCAAUGUGGAUCAUUUGCUGGUCUUGUUUUCCUUGGAGCAACCUAAACUUGAGGCCUUCACUCUCACAAGAUUCCUCAUAGAGGCCGAGUCAAGUGGAGUUCCUUUCACCCUGGCCAUAAACAAGUCUGAACUUGUUUCUGAAGAGAUAUUGGCUGCAUGGAAAGCUAGGCUUAGCAAAUGGGGUUAUGAACCUAUCUUUUGCAGUGUGGAAUCGAAGCACGGGAUUGAUGCCUUGCAGUUCAUUAUGAGAGAACGGACCUCAGUAAUUCUUGGCCCAAGUGGUGUUGGAAAAUCUAGUCUCAUAAAUGUUAUAAGAUCCAAUAAACAUGGUGUCUGUGCUACUGUUGAAGGAGACAUAAGUUCUUCCUAUUCAGUUCUUGGCAGGAAAUGGUUUGAAGAGCAACGUGUGGGGGAAGUGUCUACAAGAAGUGGAAGGGGGAAACAUACUACCAGGAACAUUUCUUUACUUCCAUUAUCUGAAGGAGGGUAUGUUGCCGAUACCCCUGGAUUUAACCAUCCUAGUUUAAUUAAAGUGACAAAGCGCUCCCUUGCGCAACAUUUUCCCGAGAUCAGAAAAAGGCUUACAGAAAAAGAACCUGCAAAGUGUUCUUUCAACAAUUGCUUGCAUCUUGGUGAACCGGGGUGCGUUAUUGGGGGAGACUGGGAAAGAUACCCAUACUACCUUCAGUUACUUGAUGAAAUAAAAAUCAGAGAGGAGAUUCAACUUAGGGUUGUAGGGACUAAACAAGAAAGCGAUGUCAGGUAUAAAGCAGGACAUGGGGGCGUUAUGCAAGCUGAACCACGGUUAGAGCCCAAGAAGCACAGGAGACAAUCCCGUAAGGCAGCGAACCAGUCAGUAUUAGAUGAGUUGGAUGAACUUGAAGACGAUGAAGACAUACCAUAUGGUGACAACCCAACAUUGAGGGCAACGAAUCAACGAAACUGACUCUGCUGUAGGAUGGUAUCUGAUUCGAACUCUUAUUAAGUCCACUGUGAAUAGAUUUCAAUAAUGGAAAGAAAAUGCAACACCGUGAAUCAACAACCCAAUUAAGGCGGGAAGGUGGCCUUUCCGAAUAGCCAGGUAUGUCAUGCGAAAAUCAUGUGUAAGCGAUGAUGUUUUGAAUGUAU
Cuscuta campestris is the source of this 1872-nucleotide messenger RNA. The record is from the annotation of a GenBank genome assembly. Lineage: Eukaryota; Viridiplantae; Streptophyta; Magnoliopsida; Solanales; Convolvulaceae.